Microplitis demolitor is the source of this 502-nucleotide messenger RNA. RefSeq names its product splicing factor 3B subunit 5 (gene Sf3b5). NCBI's taxonomy places the organism in Eukaryota, Metazoa, Arthropoda, Insecta, Hymenoptera, Braconidae. Bases 162 to 419 code for a protein of 85 amino acids. Gene Ontology annotation, biological process: mRNA splicing, via spliceosome. The transcript is spliced from 2 exons. The record is from RefSeq and is a predicted model, not a curated record. Gene Ontology annotation, cellular component: precatalytic spliceosome; U2 snRNP.
AAAUUAUUUUGUUGAGUUUACUUCGGAGUUUACCUCAGAAACGUUGUUUUCAUCAACAAGCUCCAGAACUAAACAUUUCUACAAUAAUUAAAAUUAUUCAUUUAAUUAAUUAAUUAAUUUUAAUACAAGAAAAAUAAAAGUCGGUCACUAAUUGAAACAGAAUGGGUGAAAGAUACAACAUCCACAGUCAGUUGGAGCACUUGCAGUCAAAGUACAUCGGAACAGGACACGCUGAUACAACAAAAUUCGAGUGGCUGGUGAACCAACACCGGGAUUCAUGCAGCAGCUUCAUGGGCCACUACGACUUGCUGAGUUUUUUUGCAAUCGCUGAAAACGAAUCGAAAGCCCGCGUGAGGUUCAAUUUAAUGGAGAAAAUGUUGCAGCCUUGCGGUCCUCCUCCAGAGAAGCCCGAGGACUAGGAUCGCAUUCAUUCCCUACUUUAUUUAUAAUUAAUUAUUAACUAUGACAUUUAAUGGUAAUAAAAAAAAUAAUAAUUUCAAAA